Myxocyprinus asiaticus (Chinese sucker) is the source of this 4384-nucleotide messenger RNA. RefSeq names its product alpha-2B adrenergic receptor. Gene Ontology annotation, cellular component: membrane. The coding region runs from base 814 to 2319 and encodes 501 amino acids. Gene Ontology annotation, biological process: adenylate cyclase-activating adrenergic receptor signaling pathway. The record is from RefSeq and is a predicted model, not a curated record. Gene Ontology annotation, molecular function: adrenergic receptor activity. The transcript has 2 exons. NCBI's taxonomy places the organism in Eukaryota, Metazoa, Chordata, Actinopteri, Cypriniformes, Catostomidae.
AGUUGCAAGAUCUCCGAUGAAACUAUUGAAUAAAAUCCGAGCAUGACUGAUUAGACGGAAUAUCAUAUAGAAUAUGUUCAAAUUUUCAGUUUCUUCUGUUCCACCGGCGAGACCGAAGAAAUGUAUUAAAAGUAGACUUUGGAAAACUGGACCUUUUUCUUCAGAAAUUGUUGGCUUUAUCUGGUGUGUUUCUCUGACGUGGAACAUUUUAUGCUGAGAUCAUUGACUAAUUACUGCUUUAUACGGAAAUAUAGUUUUGGUUCGGCUGGUGCGCGUGUGGAACUGACGGAUCUUGAGCAUUUUGUUGAACGCUUUUCAGAGCUGUUUGGACACCAAAAAUGAAACUUAUGUUUCUUGUGUAGAUAUUAUUUUUUCUGUUUUUAUUCUCAAGCUUUUACCGCGUGAAAAAAAAUAUUUGCAGUGUCGUUGCGCAUCUCCAAGCGCGUAUUUUGUUCGACCACAAAAAGCGCGCACCGCUUCAACUGAGGACUAGAACUGAAUCCAAUGUAGAACAGUGCGCUUUCUUAUUUACAGGCUGUGAGUACAACACGUUUGUCUUGUGCUGAUAUUAAUUUUGUUAAUAAGGACAGAUUCUGCAGUUAUGCUUAUUUAGUUUAACUUCAUUCUUUACGCGCUGGCGAAAUAGUUUUGCAUUAGUUAUUUAUUUAUUUUAUUUUUUUUGGCAAGACGCACGAUUUUUAUGCUUCCGAAAUAUCUGUAUUUUAAGUCAUGGCUUUAUUAUGAGGUUUGCCAAGGGCCAUUGCCAUUUUUUGCCAUAAAGAGCCCAUUUUCAAAUUCCGCUGAUUAUCUAAAAUGAACAAUGUUUUUGGAAGGAUUAAGCUAGUGAACAUUGAGAUACAAGUCUACAUCAACACAUCUGUAUUUCUCUGUUUGUAUUGGAGUUGCUUAGAUAUGACCAUGAUGUCCUCUCCAGAGAGUUGGAUAACUUUCAGUGUUGGCAUUAAAAUAUGCAACCACACCAUCCCAGAAUGUCCUCCUUACUCCCCCGAAGCCACCGCUGCAUUUGCCACAGCCAUGACACUCAUAAUGCUCUUCACCAUCUUCGGGAACGUUCUGGUGAUCAUCGCCGUCUUGACGUGCCGUUCUCUGAGAGGACCUCAGAACCUCUUCCUGGUCUCCCUGGCUGCAGCUGAUAUCCUGGUGGCCACCCUCAUCAUUCCAUUUUCCCUGGCCAAUGAGCUGAUGGGCUACUGGUAUUUUGAAUCGGUUUGGUGCGAGAUUAUCUUGGCUUUGGACGUGCUAUUCUGUACGUCGUCCAUCAUGCACCUGUGCGCCAUCAGCUUGGACCGCUACCUAUCCAUCUCGCGGCCGGUGCAGUAUGCCACCCAGCGCACCCCUCGCAGGAUCAAAGGAGCCAUCAUGGUGGUGUGGCUCAUCGCCGCAGUCAUAUCUUUCCCCCCAUUGGUGUCGAUGAAAAAGACCCAGUGGUCAAAAGAUGGCAACUACUCAGGCUGCAAACUCAAUGAAGAGGCAUGGUACAUCCUCUACUCCUCCAUUGGGUCAUUCUUCGCCCCAUGCCUCAUCAUGAUCCUGGUGUACGUUCGAAUCUAUCAGAUUGCCAAGAAGCAUACCCGAUGUCCUCCAGGGGAGCCCAGGAAGGAUGUCGUAAGUGCCAUCCCACAGGGUAUCCAAGGAGAGGCGCUGCAGAAUGGCAAAGAGCAAGGAAGUGUGGCUCCGAAUCUGUCUGUCCAAUCCUCUACCCCGCUGACCUCCAGAGCCGAAACUUCCACAAGUCAGCCUCCGCUUCCUCCAGCUGAGAGUCGGCAACAGAUAAAACACUCACAGAGACACAAGGACAACAACAACGAGGACAGUUCAAGCUCUGGCUCAGAUGUAGACAUGGUGGGGGGGCAAAAUGCCAAUGGGACAUCCUCCAAUGUGGGGAAGCUGGAGCCAGGACACCAAGCUUCCUCACCGAUUCAAACGUACAAGGACAUUACCGCUACACCAGAGGGCAGCCAAUUGGCCUCUUCUAACAUAAAACCAGCAGGGACUCCAAACGCCAGGAGAAAGGCCAUGAUUGUUCGGGAGAAGCGUUUCACCUUUGUUCUUGCGGUUGUCAUCGGAGGAUUUGUCGUCUGCUGGUUUCCGUUCUUCUUCAGCUACAGUUUGCAGGCCAUAUGUCCAGAAACUUGUAAACUGCCUGAACCACUUUUCAAAUUCUUCUUCUGGAUUGGCUACUGCAACAGCGCUCUUAACCCACUCAUCUAUACCAUCUUUAACAGGGACUUCCGGAAGGCUUUCAAAAAGAUUUUGUGUAAAAGAUCACAGCACAAGAUCGUACUACUGUCUCUCUGAAGAUGGUCUUACCUUCAGUAUGUUUGUUGUGCUAACCUACCAGUGUACUUUCAAAGACAAUGCAGCUCUUUUUUGGAGACAGAUCUGGCUCUGCAUUGUGAGAUCCCAUAGCUGGAGCUGAGAAGCUUUCAGAGAGAUUCACCUCCCUGGCAAAGUGCUGCGAGCUCUUAAAGCCCAAGGGAGACUUUCCAUCUCUGGGGUGCAAGAGAAAAGGAGAGAUGUAGAGAAAGAUAUACAACUCUAUUCGACCUUUAAAGGAAUAGUUCAUCAGGAAAUGAAAAUGUAGUCAUCAUUUACUCAUCCUCAAGAAGUUAAGGACACAUGACUUACUUUCUUCAGUGGAACUCAAACGGAAGUUUUGAUAAAUAUACUGGUCACUCUUUUCCAUGCAAUUACAAUGAAUGGGAACUGGAGCUUUUAAGCUGCAAAACGGAUGCAGAAGUAUCAUGAAAGUAUUCCAUUAAGUUAUGCACCAUAUUCAAAGACUUCUAAAGGUGUUUGAUUGCUUACUGAAUGUCAGUCGUCAUGCACUGAAACUCUUGACUGACAUCUGAUCAUGAGAGAAGUACUGUAGCAAUGUCUAAUUCGUGAAUGAAUUGUUUUUUUAAGUCAAAUCUUUUCAAUUUAUCUGUUGAUCUGGUUCACAAAAACAGUCUGAAUGAUUCAUUAACUAAUAAUACAUUGUCAAUUAUGAACUUGCUAAAGCCUUUUCGGAUGAACUAUUCUUUUGAAAUUUAAUCUGAACAUCCUCUGCUUACAAUAAAAAAGCAUGGCAUUGACUUCUGUUUCUUUAUCUGACAGUUUUGGAUCUUUUCCAUAUCGAAGAUUUAAUUAAUGAAUUACAGAUUUCCUGAAAUCCAGUCUCAAGAUGAAGGUCUGCUCAGACUCUCUAUUGUAGUUUAAUUUGAUGGAUUCUGACAUUGGAAAUGGACUGAAAAUGAUGGUUGGUUUAUCAGAGCCUCUCCCAGUGUCUUUGUGUGUGUAUAUAAGAGUGGGCAAUUAUAUGUAAAUGAAUUAUGCACCAAUGAAUGCUUCUUGAUUUGAUUUGUAUUAUUUUUGUGCCCUCACAAGAAGGCUCGUGCACUUUUGAUUUGCUUUUAAAUGAUAUUGGUCAGUGUGUGUACGCACAGAUACUGUAAGUGGAACUAGGCAUGGACCAGUCUUCUGACUGUAAUGCUGCUUUUCUAAAUUUGGUUCCAUUUAAAUUAAUUGUUGCCAUAUACCAAAUGUAUUUGUAGAAAUGAAUUAACAUUUCAGUCUUUAAGUCUGCAUAGUUUGGUGAGUAAUUUCACUGUAUCAAACCACUCACACAGAGUAAGCCAGUGGCCAUUGUAAGUGUAUGAUUGCUGAAUGUUUUAAAAUAUUCAUGAUGCUGUUGUGGGAAUGUUGUUCUCUCUUAUGCAUAUCUGUUAUGCAGCUGCAUUAUACUAUUUAUUUUUUUUAUUACAUGAAUCUUAAAAUUUAAUUUGGUUUGCAUGGUCCGUUGUCAUUUUCUCUGGGAUCUGUUGAAUACAGUUAGUGUGUUAACAUGCACAGCAAUGCGCUGAUCAAAAAUCACUUUAUUAAAAAAAAAACAACAAAAAAAAAAAAACAACAACAUAAGAGUCCCACGUUUACAUAAGAGUUGAAAUCAUUGAGUCUGGCAAGAGAAGCAAUUUCCCACACACACAUCAGGAUUUAUAAAAAAAUACAACCGUCCGCACACUCUUGACACUGCGUUUUAACUCUUACUGGUGUGUGCGAAUAACCGACUCCAAACAGACAAGUAAUAAACUGAAUAGACUGAUUGCAAACUCACCUUUUCAUUUUAUACACCACAUUUAGAACAGUAUGAAGUAAAGCACUCAAAUGAGAAGUAAUUGUUAUCCAUGCAACAUUUUGCAGUAUAUUGUAUUAAUAUUAAAUAAUGGAAAAGACAUUAAAGGAAUAGUUCACCCAAAAAUGAUAAUUCUCUUAUCAUUUACAUACGCUUAUGCCAUCCAAGAUGUGUAUGACUUUCUUCUACUGAACACAAGUGAAGAUUUUUAGAAGAAUUUCUCAGCUCUGUUGGUCCAUACAAUACAAG